UUUACACUGCCUUAAUUAGACAUAGAAUUAUAUGAAUCUGAACUAUAUAACUUAUUAUAACUAUGUAACAUAGUCACAGAAAAGAAUAAUGCCUUCUAUAGGAACUGCUUUUGCUUGGACCACAUUUCAACUUACAAAUAGUUUUCGUCGAGAAUUUGUUGCGCCACAUAUUGUUAAAAUACAACUCCCUGGUGGAUUUCCAUACGAAGCAUUUGAUGGACAAGCAAAUAUUAAACCCUGGAUUCUGUUAUCUUUGGUGGAAUCUGGUAGAGCAUUUUCAUUUUUUGGCAAUCACAAUGAUCCAGAACGAGGAUUAUUAGAUUUGAACACACUGUAUAAUGAUGUUUUAGCAUUUAAUGCGGCAUGUUCUUUAACCAUCAGCCGAGAUUUAUACAAGAAAGAGACCAGCAAGAGUCCACUAAUAAUAACACAGAAAUUAGUUUACGCAGGGACGUCAACAAUCAAUGUUUUAACAGAAGUAUCUCAUCCAGAAAUAAAGGCACCUUUGGCAGAAUGUAGAGUUCAGACAGUUUGCAUUUUUAAAACUACUCGUCGGUCAACACCAACUCCGGAAUGGUGGAAUGAAAAAUACAAGAAAUAUUCUAAGCCAGAAGAAGUUUUAAAAUGGAAACUAAGUUACCCGCGCCCGUCUGCUGUCUCGUCAUAUCCUCUGAUAAUACAACCAAGUGACUGUGAUGCAUAUUCACACACAAAUAGGACAAAUUAUUUAAAAUUUUGUUGUGAUGCUUUAGUUUCUACAAAUGUUAAAAAAGACGGAACUGAUUUAAAAUUACCGCAGAUUAAAUUAGCGUUAUUAAGCUUUGUUAAAGAAGGAAAUGUUGCAGAACAACUUUCUGUUGAUUUCUGGUCACCCCCAGAAAAAAAAUGUAUUUGUUUUGAAAUAUUAAAUGAAAAGAAAGAAAUUAUAUGUCAAGCACAAUUAGAAAUGCACGAAAACAGUCGAUUGUAAAUUAACAUUGUUUAAGAAAAAAACCAUGACAGUUCAAAACAUUUUUAAUAAAACAGAGUUAACUCCCCUGAUGUGAUGCACUACAUUAAUAAUAGGCCUACAUACAGUGAUGCACAAUAAAAUUAAAUAAUACUGGGAACAAUAUCUAAAUAUUAAUGAUAUUGUAACAAACAUAAAUGUAAGUUUAAACAUACAUUAAACUACAUUAGGAGCUAAUGUAUCUUUAAAGUAUGGGAACGGUCUUGCAAAUAAUUUAAUUCAUGCCUUUUACAAAGAACUCAAGAACUCAAGAAAAUAUGCAAGUGCCAAAAUUUUGACUCGAAAGUGAACAUGCAAGUGUAGAUUGAGAUGUCAGUGUGUACUGUUAUGUAUUAACAAAGGGAAGUUAUCCUGUAUGCUGAGGAGAGUGAGGUGAAAAUCGUAUUUGACUUCAAAAUUUCAGGCAUAGUUGGUACGGUACUCGAGUAAAGAUGAUCCAAAUUUCAGAGUUAUUGCCCCAGACCGGUAGAAGUGUUCAUAAACACAAAUUACCGGUACCAUAUUUAUAUAUAAGCAAUAUGUAGCAAAUUAAAUGACGGACUGAUUUUGAUCAAAUUUUCCGAAAUAGUUAAGAAUGGAGUCGAAAAAGAUAGUUUAUCAGUUUUGAGUGUAUUCACAAAGUACUUCCAGAGUUAUAUAUGCCCCAUGAUUUUUGAUUAAAGUAUAUCACCCUAUUAUACCCACUCUGUGGAGUUCAGUUCUUGACCAAUAUUCACAAACCUUGGAUCGUAAUCAUUAUUUACACUAGGCCUACAGGUAUACAUAUGCAAUCCCCAAAGUUGUUAAUGCUGAAAAAAAAACCCCUCAAACAGGGAAAAAAUCUGGUAGAGUGUUGAAAAUGAAACUGUUUGCCUGGCAAACUUUGCUUACAUAUCUAGACAUUUAUCGGUAUGAGUCUUUGAUAUACUAUAUAGGCCCCCUACCUCCAUUUAUGUCUAGCCUGUAUUUAUUCAUGGACGAAUUUAUUUAUUGAUUUUUAUAUUCAACAUUUAAUUUUAAUCUUGGAUUUACAAUUUAAACAUUCUACAAAAAAGAUGUAAAUAAAUACAGUUUUAUAAGAA
This is a messenger RNA of Patella vulgata (common limpet), 2070 nucleotides long. RefSeq lists its product as uncharacterized. NCBI's taxonomy places the organism in Eukaryota, Metazoa, Mollusca, Gastropoda, Patellidae. Bases 89 to 970 code for a protein of 293 amino acids. The transcript has 3 exons. The record is from RefSeq and is a predicted model, not a curated record.